CAUAUAAAAGAAAAAAAAAGGUGAGUUUUCAGUGUGUUGGUACUGAUCUGUGCGAGUUCCACAACCAGUCCCACACAUCCCUGACAGUUUGUCCACGUUUUUAUAAACCCAAAGUGCAGGACAAAAUAACUCACCAUGCCUCCGAAAAAGUCGAUGGAGGAGACGGAUAAAUUGACAAGAAUUGCAAUCGUCAAUUCCGACAAAUGUAAACCAAAACGAUGCAGACAAGAGUGCAAAAAAUCUUGUCCAGUAGUGCGUAUGGGUAAGCUUUGCAUAGAAGUUACUCCAAACACCAAAAUUGCAUCAAUUUCUGAAGAGCUCUGUAUCGGAUGCGGUAUUUGCGUUAAGAAAUGCCCAUUUGAAGCAAUAUCCAUCAUCAACCUACCAAGCAACCUAGAGAAAGAAACAACGCACAGAUACUCCAAAAAUUCCUUCAAGUUGCACAGACUCCCCAUCCCUCGCCCCGGCGAAGUUCUCGGCCUAGUCGGCACGAACGGAAUAGGAAAAUCCACGGCGUUAAAAAUCCUAGCCGGCAAACAGAAGCCGAAUUUAGGACGAUUCACCGACCCACCAGACUGGUCGGAGAUCCUGAGUUACUUUCGGGGCAGCGAGCUUCAGAAUUACUUCACGAAGAUCCUCGAAGACGACCUGAAGGCUUUAAUAAAGCCCCAGUACGUCGACCAGAUUCCCAAAGCAGUAAAAGGAACAGUCCAGCAUCUGCUGGACAAAAAGGACGAGUGUGGCAAGCAAGAAGAGAUCUGCGAGAUGUUAGACUUGUUACACAUUCGCGACCGGGGUAUCGAGGCUCUGUCCGGAGGAGAGCUUCAGAGGUUCGCUUGCGCAAUGGUCUGCAUACAGAACGGCGAUAUAUUUAUGUUCGACGAGCCGUCGUCUUAUCUUGAUGUUAAGCAACGUCUCAACGCUGCUGUGACCAUCAGGUCGCUUAUCAGUCCAGAUAAAUUUAUUAUUGUAGUAGAACAUGACUUGUCCGUGCUGGAUUAUCUUUCUGAUUUCAUUUGUUGCCUCUAUGGAGUCCCAGGAGCUUAUGGGGUCGUCACUAUGCCCUUCAGUGUUAGAGAAGGCAUCAAUAUUUUCCUUGAUGGCUUUGUACCUACGGAAAAUUUGCGGUUCCGUGAAGAGUCGCUUGUUUUUAAAGUCGCUGAGAGCGCAAAUGAGGAAGAAAUAAAACGGAUGAAUCAUUACGAGUACCCAGCGAUGAAAAAAACUAUGGGGUCUUUUGAAUUGCACGUUGAGAAAGGUCAGUUUACUGACUCGGAAAUUUUAGUCCUCCUUGGAGAAAAUGGCACCGGAAAAACGACAUUCAUAAGAAUGUUAGCUGGCAAUCUGCCACCUGAUAAUGGCUCUGGUAAUAUUCCCAUACUACAUAUCAGCUACAAGCCCCAGAAAAUAAGUCCCAAGUCUCAAGGAAUUGUUAGACAGCUGCUGCACGAAAAGAUUCGGGAUGCGUAUAUUCACCCGCAGUUUAUCACUGAUGUGAUGAAGCCGCUUAAAAUUGAUGAUGUCAUGGACCAAGAGGUCCAAAAUUUGUCCGGUGGAGAAUUGCAGCGGGUCGCUCUGGCACUUUGCUUGGGUAAACCGGCUGAUGUCUACUUGAUUGAUGAACCCUCUGCUUACUUGGAUUCGGAACAACGUUUGGUUGCCGCUAAGGUUAUCAAGCGGUUUAUUUUACAUUCCAAGAAAACUGGGUUUGUGGUAGAGCACGAUUUCAUUAUGGCGACUUAUUUGGCCGAUAGGGUUAUUGUCUUUUCGGGGGUGCCUUCGAUGAAUACUACUGCUCACUGCCCGCAGUCGCUGCUCAAUGGGAUGAAUAAGUUCCUGGAGUUGCUGGGGAUUACUUUCAGGAGGGAUCCUAAUAAUUUCAGGCCGAGGAUCAAUAAGAAUCAAUCUGUGAAAGACGUUGAACAGAAAAGAGCAGGGCAAUAUUUCUUCUUAGAGGAAUAAGUAUAAAUUAUAAUUAUUAUAAUAA
Molecule: messenger RNA, 1987 nt
Organism: Cotesia glomerata
Lineage: Eukaryota; Metazoa; Arthropoda; Insecta; Hymenoptera; Braconidae
Gene: pix
Product: protein Pixie
Exons: 4
Coding region: 136-1962 (608 amino acids)
Biological process (GO): translational termination; ribosomal subunit export from nucleus; translational initiation
Molecular function (GO): iron ion binding; ribosomal small subunit binding; ATP binding
Source: RefSeq, a predicted model, not a curated record